This is a messenger RNA of Rana temporaria (common frog), 1173 nucleotides long. RefSeq names its product coiled-coil domain containing 152 (gene CCDC152). The transcript has 10 exons. Lineage: Eukaryota; Metazoa; Chordata; Amphibia; Anura; Ranidae. The coding region runs from base 64 to 1122 and encodes 352 amino acids. The record is from RefSeq and is a predicted model, not a curated record.
CAACUGACUUCUGGAAGGGUCCCAAAAUCUCUGACAGAGCGUAGAUUCUGAGACCACCAUAUCAUGAAUGAAAACAUGAAUCAAGAAAAGAAGAGACACUCUUCUGUCAAUCUCGAUAAACUUCUGGAAGAACAUUCACAGAUCGAGAAGAAAUUUGCAGAGGUUAAUGGAAAGAAUAACCUACUCGAGAUUCAGCUGGAGCGAUUAAAUAGAUUGUGGAAAAUAAGCCAGGCAAAAGAACAGAGCUCUGCAGAAGAGUGUGCCGUAUUACGGAACAUGAUAAAAGGGCUGCAGGAGACAAUGGAAGCACAAUGUAACAUGAAAGAUGAAAACUGCAGUCUGAAGAAGACUAUAAAUGGCCUAGAGGAGAAACUACAAAGUGUCACACAGGGAUCACUGAUGACAGACUUGUCCUCCUUGUUCACUAAAAUGACUGCUGAUAUGCAUGUUAUUGAUAACAGGGUGUCACAUCUGGAAGACAGUAUGGAGGAAUGCACCUCGACUGUGAAUGACCUUAUAGACUCAUUACAUGAUGUAAAAGAUGAACAAUCCUGGCUGAGGGCGGCUCCUGUAUGCAAACAUAGACACUUCACUCAGAUCUUCUCGGCACCUUUCACAUCUAAAAAGAGAGGUGUUCUGAUUGCAAUUAAGGACUCCAUCUCAUUCCAGAUGAAACAGUCCGACUACAAGGGCAAGAUGGAAUUACUAACACAUGAAAUGCGAGACAAGGAGGAAGAGUUUAAGGCGCAAAUGGAGAAGAAGUGUUGUGAGGUGGAGACCAAAUUGUUGCUUAAAGAAGAGGAAAAAAGUAAGCUGCUUUCUAAGAAGGAGAUAGAAAUAUCUGAGUUAACUCGACAACUAAAAACUCAAGAGAAAGAAAAACAAAGCGAGCUGAUCAAACAGCAGAUAGAGUUCAAUGCGAAGCUGGCAAGAAUCCAAAACAGAAGUAACAAAUCUUACCAAGAAACAAGCACUUUAUCGCAGAACAUCUACAGAAUGAAACUGCAGCAUUUGCAAGAGGAAAAGACCAAAGAAAUUGAAAACCUCCGAAGCACAAUUAAGGAAUUAGAGAGAAAGCUCAAUGGCGGAACAGAUUCACGCUUAAAAAGGAAACGUUUCUAAAAGCAAAAUAAAAUUGUGUCAUAUAAAGCUGCAUUCUGUAAAAUGAUUCUU